Molecule: messenger RNA, 1466 nt
Organism: Esox lucius (northern pike)
Lineage: Eukaryota; Metazoa; Chordata; Actinopteri; Esociformes; Esocidae
Gene: nsl1
Product: NSL1 component of MIS12 kinetochore complex
Exons: 6
Coding region: 79-813 (244 amino acids)
Biological process (GO): mitotic sister chromatid segregation
Cellular component (GO): MIS12/MIND type complex; kinetochore
Source: RefSeq, a predicted model, not a curated record
CUGAGACCAUAAAUGUAAUUUCCGGUUCCAUUAACGUAACAACCGGUUACAACUAAUUUCGAACAUUUGGCGCUAAAGAUGGAGACCUGUUCUAAUAAAGAGACCGAUUAUAGGGUGAAGUUAACGUCCAAAACAAUUGUGGUCGAACAUAUUAAGAAAUACAAAGAACUGCUGAAGACGUUAUUGAAUAGCCAGUCUCGGCUAUCCGAGGAAGCCAAGCAACUGUUCCGGAAAGAGUUGCUGUUGAACUUUGAGACUGCUGUUCAAGAAAAUGUAUUGAUAAAUGAUGAGACCUGGGAUGAAGCUCCUGAGGAAGAAGAUGAAGCCAAUGCCCUUCAAAAUCUGCUGGAUGACAACAUUGUGGAAACUGCUCAGAAACGACGUAAAUGUCCAAAAGAAAUCAUCCCUUAUGUCGUCCGGUCACUGAAGUCUGAGCGCAAACUCCUGGGAUUAUAUAAAGAAGUAGUGAAACCAGAAGAACUGCAAAUGGACCCAGUACAAGAAACCAUCAUGUCAAGCGUAUCAGAUGCAGCACCAUGUAUGUUCAAGCAUGCCAGCACAGUAGUGAAGUCUAUCCAGGCAGUGCAGCAGAGGGCCGAGGGCCUGAAACAGGUGCUGAACAGCCGUCCCUCGGCCGAGUCCCUGGACGUGUUGGAGGACGUGUUCGCUAGCAUGCCCAAUAAGGCGAGCAAAAUGACAAGCAGGGAAAGACCACCAAUCAAGAGAGCCGUAGAGUACACAGAACUCAGAAACAACUAUGCUCCUGGUCUGAAGAGGCCGGCCAUUUUUUACAGCAAUGACAAAUCUGAGUGAAAUGUAAAUGCUUCCUGAUUAUGGAAUGGGGUACCCUUAUUUGUGCUUAGAAGAAUGCAAUUGACUGAAAUGGAGUCAAAAUCCCCAUUAAACCUAGCAGUAGGACAUGGUUGUGGCUCUUUGUGUUAAUUCAGCGUUUUUUUGAUUUGUUUAGGCUUUCACUGCCUUGGUGUUUUGAUGUGUGUAAAUCUCUUUUGAUAUGUAUGCAUGGAGGUAUGGAUGUAAUAUGGUAUUUUUAAGUCUUGUUCUAGAGUUUUACAUAAGUACCAAAAAACUGAAGUGGUGUAUGCCUAAAUGAAACAAACAUUAAAGCAGAUUUUUUUUUUAUCCCCUAUGGAAGAAAUGAGUGGUGAAAUAAUGUUUGAUAUUUAAUGCUUGAUCAUGGUUUGCUGCUAGGUUUUGUGGGGAAUUGCAGCGAAUUUGUAUUUAUUUUUCCUGUCUAUACUGUAGUACUAAUUUCUUGUUUGCAGCAGUCUGUGAUACAAUAGCGCCCUCACCUGAUGGAUAAUGGGAAAUAAAUCCAAUAUUAGUGAUCCUUAUUGCGUGUGUGUGCGCGUGACACGUACCGACUUUAUGUAUUAACACAUUUUUAUUUUUUUGCAUUUGUCACCGCUUGGAAUGCCCUUAUGCUAAUAAAGGUAACUUAAACCACA